AUGAGCGUGCUGAUCCGCAACGCGCAGCGCGCCGCGCCUCUGCGCCGGGUGCCGCUCCGUCGCGCCGUCUGCGCGCUGCGGGCCGCGCUGGGCGCCGCGCACUUCGACGUUGCGCUGAUCUGCGCCGGCGACGGGCUGAUGAGGCGGCUGAACGGCGUGUACCGCCGGCGCCCCGAGCCCACCGACGUGCUGUCCUUCCCCUACCAUCGGGUGGCGCCGGGCGAGCUCCCGCGGCCGCGCAGCCGCGACGAGUACAACCUCGGGGACAUCUUCCUGGGGGUGGAGCUCAUCCAGCGGCGGUGCCGCCGGGACGGGGAGGACUUCGAGAGCGUGCUGACGAUUUUAGCUGCGGGAGGCGAGACUCUGAUUGGAGCGGUGUCCACUUGAGCGAGCGGUGGGCCCAGGGAAACCUCGUGUUCUCGUGCGUAUUCUCAUGGGACCGUGAAUCUCAUGGUAUCGUGUGUAUUAGAGAAUAUGAAUGUUGGACACAGAAAGCCUGCAUAUGCAUACAGACCGGGGGAGGACAGGCUAGAAAGCAGCCCUGUGGAAAGGGAUCUGGGGUUUUUGGAUGACAGAGAGUUGAACCUGAGCCAGCAGCGUGCCUGGGCAGCCAGAAGGGCCAACCGUACACUGAGGUGCACCAGACCCAGCACUGCCAGCUGGGAGAAGGAAGGCAAUGUCCCCCUGGUGCAGCCUCACCUGGAGCACUGGGGGCAGGUCAGGUGCCAGAGUAUGAGAAGGACAUAAAGCUAUUGGAGAGCAUCCAAAGGAGGGCUGCAAAGAUGGUGAAGGAUCUGGAGGGCAACGUGUGUGAGGGGUGGCUGAGAUCCUUGGUUUGUUCAGCCCAGAGCAGAGGAGGCUGAGGGAAGGAAUCAAGGUGGCCUAAAGCUUCCUGGUGAGGGGAGCAGAGGAGCAGGCACUGAUUUGAACUGGUUGAGAGCGGCGGCCAACGGCUCAAUGUCCGGAUGGAGACCAGCGGACGAGUGGUGUCCAUUAGGGGUCA
Messenger RNA from Lagopus leucura (white-tailed ptarmigan), 1003 nucleotides. It is a transcript of the gene YBEY, whose product is annotated as ybeY metalloendoribonuclease. Gene Ontology annotation, biological process: rRNA processing. Gene Ontology annotation, molecular function: metalloendopeptidase activity. NCBI's taxonomy places the organism in Eukaryota, Metazoa, Chordata, Aves, Galliformes, Phasianidae. Bases 1 to 387 code for a protein of 128 amino acids. The transcript is spliced from 2 exons. The record is from RefSeq and is a predicted model, not a curated record.